GCCACCUGUUUCGAGUUUAGAUCAGUCGUUUGCCGGGGAGAACAUCGCUACCCGAUCUGUUCUUUAUUAAGAUCAGGAGUCUGGUUGGACUGUUUUAUUAGUAAGGACAGCUCAGAGUUUUGUGAUUACAUACAAGUUGAACACGCAACUACACGUCAACUUUUCUUACUUACGGAGUAUUUCCUAACUGACCUCAGUCUCUUGUUUUCCAGUUCUCACCCACAAUGAAGGUUUUACUUGCCUUGUUUUUUGUGGUGUUUGUGGAUGUGGUCACCUCACAAUGUGAGUGCCCCAGCAUGAAAUGGGCAAAAUGUGAUGGAACCUCAUGCAAUUGUACACUUGCGCUGGAUGACACUAUUAGGCAGGAGCUUGAUUGUUCAAAGUUAAUUCCCAAGUGCUACCUCAUGAAAGCGGAGAUGUAUCGAGCUAAGAAGGGUCAGAACACUCGUUUAAUUGGAGGGAAGCCAGAAGAGACUGCCAUUGUGGACAAUGAUGGCAUCUAUGACCCAGUGUGUGAGAGUAAUGGCAAUUUCAAAGCGGUCCAGUGUAACGGCACUGAUGUGUGCUGGUGCGUCAACUCGGCAGGUGUGCGCAGAAGUGACAAGGGAGACAAAAACAUCAAGUGUGAGCCUGUGGAUACCUAUUGGGUUCGACUUGAAAUGAUUCAUAAAGGAGGAGUUGGAGCUUUGGAUGUGGUCAAGUUGAAGACUGGGAUUCAGAACGCUUUGCUGGAGCGUUACAAGAUAAGUAAGGACCUUGUGAAAGAUGUUAAGUAUGAUGACAAAGGCCGUAUGAUUGUCGUGGAUGUCCAGAAGCUUAAAGGAGACCGUACUGUAGACCUGUCCCUCAUGACCUAUUACAUGGAGAAGGAUAUUAAGGCUCUGCCCCUGUAUACUAACUCUGCACCAUUUGAGGUCAGUGUUGAGGGAACCAAAGUGUCCAUGGAGAACAUCCUAGUGUACUAUGUAGAUGAAGUGCCGCCCACCAUCACCAUGCGGAAUCUGACUGGUGGUAUAAUUGCUGUUAUUGUGGUGGUCAGCUUGGUUGUGGUUGCAGGACUUCUUGCUCUGUUCUUCUUGGGGCGACAAGGGAAGGCCCGGUACAGCAAAGCACAGGCAAGAGAGCUGGAGACCAUGUCUUAAGUCAUGAAUUGUGUGUACUUGAGUCCAACAUCAGGAAGUACCCCAUGCUGAAGUGUAGACCUGCUGUCAUUUGCUUGUGACAUUUUUCAUAUUGAGGGGAAAUUGAGUCUGUUACAUGCGGGUACAAUUCUAAACCUUGUUUUAACUUUUUUGCUAUUUAAUGUAGGCUCAUUUUUCAAUUAGAUCAAUGUUUUAACAUUGUACAGUUUGUGACUUGUUUUUAAUAAAAUCUGUUAGACUUGUGCUAUGACUUAAUUGACACCUGUGCCAUGUACAUAUGUUUUGCUUUUAUGCAUAUGGGUCAGUGUUUACAGUACAUGAUAUGGUGCUUGAUGAUAUUGAAUAGCCCUUUACUUUGUCAACUGAAAGUUUGUUACAAAUAAACUGA
Messenger RNA from Myxocyprinus asiaticus (Chinese sucker), 1530 nucleotides. Its product is annotated as epithelial cell adhesion molecule-like. The record is from RefSeq and is a predicted model, not a curated record. Gene Ontology annotation, cellular component: membrane. Lineage: Eukaryota; Metazoa; Chordata; Actinopteri; Cypriniformes; Catostomidae. The transcript is spliced from 9 exons. The coding region runs from base 225 to 1142 and encodes 305 amino acids.